UUAUCAAUAACCACAUACAUAUACAGGAAUGCGUUAAACUUACACUUGGCUUAGACACUUGAGUUCCUUUAAAUUGUUGCUGCAACACAAGACACCUGUUAUGCUUAUUUAAAACAACUACUACAUACUAAUUCGCGAUUUUAUAGAGAUGCUUAUGCAUUUUGUUCGGCCUUCUGGAACCACCAUGGAAGAGGACGAGAAAUCGGGUACUGAGUUAUACUUACACGAGGGGAAAAAUCAAAGUUGCAUGUGGUCCUUGGCGGCGAAACUAUCCUGGACCCCUGUGCAUCUGAUCGACUACAAGAUGUUCAUUGCCGCUCGUCGCAUCCAAUCAUUCUGGCGUGGCUACCGCGUCCGAAAGCUGCUCCUUCAGCGCUGGCAGGCGGCAAUUGGCAUUCAGUGCUGGUGGCGCGGCUCUCGCACGCGCCGUAUCCUGUGUGAAAAAGUGGGGCGACGGUUGCAGGGUAUGAUUCUUGGACACUUCCACCGGGCGGCAAUUCGAAUUCAGGUUUUGUUUCGGGGAUGGUUGGUCAGGAAGUUUAUCCACGACGUGCGGGAUCUGCACCGGAUGCAAUCCUCUGCCGCCGAGGAUCUGAUCAAUUGCCUAAUCCAUGAGUUGCACCAUAUCAAAAAAACCGACUCCUUACCUGGGGUCACCUCGCUUCGAAAUGCAGUCUGUCUUUCAAAAGUCGAGAAGCUUUUGACCGCUAUGAUAUUCCGAUUCCACAACGGUCGCGUGUUAUUGAUGGUAGCCAACAAGAUGUCACAAAGAGAAGAAUAUCGCAGGCACUUUAGGGACGGCAGAUUUCUUACCCAGAUUCCCUAUUCCGGACCCAACUUCAAUGAACUAUGUUAUGUUAGGGAGAAAGAUCAUAUGGUACUAAAAGAAGUACCUGGAGAUAUGCGUUAUGCCGAAAUAGUCACCGAAUACGAGGAGUUCCAACUGCACGAGCAUUUAAGAGAAACCCAACUGCGAGUUGAUUCACGCAAUGUUCAAAGGCAAAUAGAUCACAUUAACUUGAAAGAACUGCAUUUGAAGCGUAAGUUCUGCGCAGAUGUUAUAGACCGUAUGCGAAAAUGGACCUUAUGGAGUAGCAACAGUGCUAACUAUAAGAAAAAUAUUUAUGAAAGUCGAAAAAAUAUGAAAGUAUUUUUCAGGAGAGCAGAGCAUCUGAUGAGUGAUUUCUGCGCCAGCUACGCCGAAGAUCCCUACAAUGUCUCAAGCUUCUAUACUUAAAUUUCAAGUCAAAUAUUUUACACAUUACACUAAAUUCUUAAAACUGUCAUUAAAACAUUUAUUUUAAGUUUAAAAA
Molecule: messenger RNA, 1313 nt
Organism: Drosophila santomea
Lineage: Eukaryota; Metazoa; Arthropoda; Insecta; Diptera; Drosophilidae
Exons: 5
Coding region: 149-1237 (362 amino acids)
Biological process (GO): mitotic cell cycle; spindle organization; establishment of meiotic spindle localization
Cellular component (GO): spindle pole
Molecular function (GO): protein binding
Source: RefSeq, a predicted model, not a curated record